Molecule: messenger RNA, 2909 nt
Organism: Chara braunii
Lineage: Eukaryota; Viridiplantae; Streptophyta; Charophyceae; Charales; Characeae
Source: the annotation of a GenBank genome assembly
GCGAGGAGGGCAAUUUGCUUGUCACCAGUGUCGGGAUCUCCCGUCAUCGUCAUGGGUCGAUCGCUUGCGCUCCUUGCCGCCGUUCUCCUGCUGCUAACGGUAUUGAUCUUCACUUUUCAAUAUGCGGGGCGGCUGGGCGGGGGCGGGGGAGGGGGCGGGCGCGGGCGCGGGGGCGGAGGCGGAGGCCGAGGCGAUGGGGGCAGGGCAGAAGUAUCCGCAAGAGGAGACCGCGGUGGCGCACAAACGGGACCACGAGCAGCAGCAGCAGCCGCAAAUGAGAAAGUACUGAGGGGGGUAUUCUCAUCCCGACACGAUCUGGACGACGACACGUGUCAUCAUGGUCCUUGCCCGAGUACUCUCCACGGUCGCCACGUGGCAGAGGAUGGAUCAUUGCAGGGCUAUGGGGUAUCCAAUAUGACUAUCACUGAUGGGGUCUUACUUCGUAGCGGUGGGAUCGUUGUGAAGUUUCCGGGAGAGAUCCCUUUCGAGACUUCAAUCAAUGGUUCGGAGGGUUGCCUUGGGAUGAUCGAUGACAUUGUCCUCUCUCCCAAUGGCACUAUGUUGUACUACAGGUUGAUGGAGGCGUGCGUGGACAUCGGAUUGAAAACCAUUACCAAGCUCCGCUUCUCCUUUAGGAAAGUCCCGCUAGGUACGAUUGCCUCGCCGGGAGGUGGAAGCUUGAUUAGUUACUGGUGGCCGGCUGAGAAUGCAAGUGGGAAGGCGGCUCUGUCUGCCUAUGUUGAAGGGGACCCCUUUCGAAGCACACUGAUGGCUUACCUGUUGGGCAGCAUGGAUGUGACCAAGUCUGGCACGCACCUGGUCUUCUUUUCGAGUCAUAUGAGCAUAGGAAAGGAACCGAUGACUUUCCUCGAUGUUGCCGACGGAGAUAGGGUGGCACUCGAAGUAGCGGAUGUGGAGUCGCCGCGGAGCGUAGCGUUCGAUUCUCCUAAGGAGCGUCUGUUUGUCGGCGGGGACACUGCACCUUAUCGCAUUUUCUCUGCCGCCAUGGUCCCUGGCGAUGGCGGUAUUCCCAUGCCAUUCCCUACCUCCUUCGUGCAGGAGGCCAUGUUUCCAAACGGCGGGACGCCGAACAUAACAGAGACGAAGUUCGCGGCGCAAAGCGUGGAUCCCAAGGGGAGGUGUCUCUACUUCAGCGACUCGAAUCGUCAGAUGGUAUGGAGCCUGAACUUAUCCCCAUCAGCAUCCCUAUCAUCAUCAUCAUCAUCAUCAUCAUCAUCAUCAUCGAGAAAUGUGACGAAUGUCGCGGGAUCAGGACAGAUAGCGAAUCAAGAUGGCGAGGGAUUGAGCGCAUCGUCCCAGUCUUUGUCGAAUCCAGUAGUAACUAGAGAUGGUUGCAAUUUGUUCGUCGUCGAUGAUAGUACUCUUCGCUGGAUUACUCUCGAUUCGCCGUGCUCUAGAUGUACUACGGUGAAGUCUGUAGCGACGGGCACGAAACUGAUCAGUUUGACGCUCUUUGACGACGGGAUGAGCGAUCCGAUCCUGUACGUAGGUACGAUGGACGGACAAGUAUUCGAGCUGGAGAUCGAUAGGAGUGCAUUACAUGUAUGUAGUAGUGAGGAGCCCUUCCCGCCAACUCCUAAUACUAGCUCUCAAAGCUCCUCCAUUUCCAGUAGCUCAUCUCCCCUCCUGCCUUCUCCUCCGCAAGCUUUCGAGGAUCGUCGAGAUCCCGUCGUCGUCAUCGUGGCUCCUGUUCUGUGCGGGGCUCUUGUCAUCCUAGUCAUCGCUGGCGUUACAAUCUUUUAUUGUCGGCGGCGCAAUAACCGACCACCGGCACGAGACUCGUUAGAACUACCCACUCAUGACACUUUGUCCUGCGCCAACCUCACUCAAUCCACCAACGUUGUCGUUUCAUCCGGAGGGCCUACCGAUCAUCUCCCCUGCACCCCGCCAUUUUGCAGAUCUCUCCCGCUCUCCGAUCUCCGUUUCUGUACGAAUAAUUUCCAUCAAAGUUAUCGCAUUGGAAGCGCCAAGGGGGCGCUUGGGGAAGCGUACUGGGGUUCGCUCGGAGAACAAGAGGUGGCAAUCAAGAUCGCAGAAGGCCUUCGGUACCUACAUUGUGGCCACGAUCCGAGCGUCAUUCAUCGGCGCGUGAAGAGCAGCAACGUCCUCCUUCGCGACGGCGCGGAGGGGAGCUUGCACGUCGUGCUCGCCGAUUUCGGAACAGCGGCCAUUGCUGAGAGGGUCUUCCAGACGACCAGAGGAAGUGUGGGGACCACAUCCCCGCAGGCGGAGGCACUGGCGGGGACCCGCGGUUACAUUGCGCCAGAGUUCCUCCUGAGAGGGCGGGUGACAACGAAGACCGACGUGUUCGCGUUCGGAGUCAUUGUGUUGGAGUUGUUAACAGGCAAGCCGGACGUUGUGCGCCAAUCUCCGGUGGAUGGGGAGUACCAGACGCUCGCAGAAUGGAUGAGCGGCUUUUCCCCGCAUCCAAACAUGCCUACCAUUCUUGCGACGAUCAUCGACCCGCGCUUGAAGGGUGAAGUGGAGACGAGCAUCGCCAUGAGGAAUGUUGUUAUGGAGUUGGUUGGUCUAGGGAUAGCUUGCUCGCACGCUGAAGACGUGCAAAGGCCAGUCAUGACCGAUGUGUGCGAGCGGUUGAAGGUCAUCAUGAGCGAAGCACAUGGGCGGGCUGUAAGGAGCAACGCCGCAGAUGGCAGACUUGAGCCGUGCGCGGUGGCAAUGGGUGCGAAGAGGCCCGUCGGGUAAGGGUGGGACAGGGAGCACGGGGGCAAAUAGGCCUGUCGGUCGGGUAGGGGUGGGAGAGGAAGGGGCACCCAGGCCUCGAGGAGGAUGAAAUGAGCGCUUCUCGGGGGUUUCCUUCUCUUUCCUGCUUCUUGAAAUAUCAGAUCGUGAGCAAUCUGCUCAUUUCGAAGUUCAAAUUUUCUCUG